UCGCUUGAGAUUUGACAGCAGGUUGGGUCAGGAUUUAGCCGGUGUUAAAUCAGAGAAGUUGAUAAGUUAGUGCGACUCUGAAGUCCUGCUACUCCUGCUAAAAUUGAGAAAUGUAUUUGUCAAGAGUAACAGGGGCCAUCUUCACAUUUGGAAAGAGCGGUUUCGCUGAUAAUGUGCCUUGUAAAUUCUGGGUGAGAAAUGACCAGCCAGGACAAGUAUCCUGCGGAGGAGAGCACACUGCUGUCAUCACAGGUUCAGACAGUAUAUAUGCACAUUGACAUAAUAAAGAAUCACUCAUUUUGAACCCAUGUCCAAGAACUUCUCUAAUGUUUAAUCACACUUUGACCUCUAUUAGUUUUCAAUGUCUGCAGAAAAUGGCAGGCUGCUAGUGUUUGGUGAUAACACUUGGGGCCAACUUGGGCUAGGAUUGAAGCCUGCUGCAAGAAAACCUGCCUCAGUGAAAGGUAAUCUUCAUUAUACUAGGGCUGCAAAUUUUCAUUGUUUUAUUUCACCUACUCUUGUUUCUUAAUUAUCCCAUUAAAUCCCUUAAUCAAGGCUAAAACGAGAUUAAAGUCAUUUCAUGAUGCUAUCUCCCGGUGCCAAAGGCUGACAAUCCUUUAAAAUGAGCAUUUGCCAUGGAUAUUAUUUCCUACUUCUAUUGGCUAGAUAAUAACGCUUCCCUAAUAUACUAUAAUGCUGAACAAUCUGCCUUGAGUUUUUGGGUGGGUGAGAGUCACAGAGGCGCAAACUGGCAGCCAUGUUUCCGUCAGUCUGCCACAGGUAGGUCAGCUGUGACUACUAAGGCAGUUUACCACCACCAAGGUGUGACUGUAUGAGCAAAUGAAUGAUGUAUGUAAGAAUUCUUUAAAGCCCUUUACAGCGAUAAACUUUGAUAAAAAAUCUUCACUGUGAGUACCACAACUAGCAGUAACGCUAGCUGAAACAACUCCCGUUAGUUAGCUGAGGUUAGCCGAAACUUUCUCCCAUUGUCCCCGUAAACACACCAAACUAAACUAACCCACUUUACCUGCUUCGCUGCGCUGCUCUGACUCCACAUUUUCUCCGUUCACGAAGCAACCCGCCCAUCCUUGGCGUUUGUUUCCACAUUAAAACACAGCGAUAGUUGUCUCGGCCCUGAAAAAGUCCACAAUGUUUCUCCCAGUUGUAACGCUCGGUAACGUUUGUCCCCCCUCAGCCCGAACACAUACAGCCAGCUGCGGCUGCAAUGGCGUCCUCCUCCCACCUCAGCUCCCUUUCCUCUUCUCAGACUCCCUCAGUCAGUGUGUGGGUGGUCGCACUGGGAGAAUCAUGGCUGUGUUUUCAUUUCGCCAGUACAGCAGCUGACAUCUCUAGCCUGUUUGUAAACGCGUCUGUUGAGCUGCUUUUUCAUAUGGGUUGAAACUAUGAGAACAGUUUCUCUGUUUUUCGGUUUCAGCUGCAAAUGUGUUGUUACACCAGGCUGAUGUAUUUAUGUUAAUAACACUCUAUCAAUAAACUCACGUUUCUUUAAAAGCAGCGGGUCUGUAUUUAUGAAUGAAUUACUGCGUAGCGUUGCGUUUAACCGACUGGACCACCCACAGAGAUCAAAGCUUCCCGCACAUACACUCCAUCCUCCGCUGUCCAAUCAGAAAACAGGAGCAAUACCAACUCCAUCCAUGAGGGGGCAGACUAGUGUAAUGUCCCUGCUAUAUAAAGCUCUUGUUGCGGCUGUGUAACAAGCUGCUUGUACUCCAGUGGUGCGUCCAAGUAUAAUAUAACUUAACUCACAAUACACUUACUGCCUAAAUCAACUGCAGCACCAAGUUCAGAGGAAAGAAGUCUAAAUUCCUUCUUGUAACGUGAAAGUUGUCACUAUUCAGAAUAAGGUCAUAAAAGGAAAGCAAACGGGCCUUUGACAGACCUGAUAUUGAAUAUUUCCACACGGUCUCAUUCAUAUGGAAGUAAAUCCGUGCCAUCUGAUUUUGAAUUCUAAUUUCUAAAGCUGAAUAUUUUUUUUUGCAUCAAAACAGACUUUGAAUUUCGAAACUAUUGAAUUUCAAGCGUGCAUUUUUAUUUCUGACACUUAUUUUUUUAACAAUGAUGAAAUAAAUUCAGUGUAAAAAAAUCUGUUUCUGACCAAUCACAAUUAAUAACAGCACAUUUAUUCAUCAGAAGUGAUACAAAGCUUUCAUGUAACUGGCAUCGAUAAUGCUGCAUAGAGGGUAAAUUUACAUCAAGUUUUUACUGUUUUUGGUCAAUAUUAUGUUGCUUUGACUGAGUUGAAAAUUUGAAUGUAGGAUUUUUACUUUUAAUGAGGUACUUGUAUAACAAUGACCAUAACUUAUAAACAAAAAGAAAACAUGUUAGUAACAUCUUGUUCCUUAACAUUGCUUUUAGCAGCCCUAAGGAACUUUCAAAGUACUUUGAUAUAAGUGAGCUUUUGUUUUGUGAACCUGCAAAAGGAGAUGGAUAUAAUGUUAUUAAAACAAGGCCCCAGCUGUAAUCAAACCAGAAGUUUGUGUUAACUAAGGUAAAACAUGACAAUAUGAAGCUACAGUGACCUGUGUAACAUGAAAUGGUAACAUGAAAUAUACCCUAUUCAUACAUAUAGGGCACCAAACUUUGAAAAGCAGUUUAGAGUAUUCCACUGUUUAUUGAACAGUACUAAUUUACUAAUGUGAAACAGUUAGUUUGAAUUUGAAGAUCAUGAUAUCUGAAAUGUUUUUAACAUACUGUCAGAAAAAUUGUGUGACGGUCCAUUUAGAGUCAGGUGUGAAAAGCUUUUUGCAGUCAAGCUGAAUUUGAACUGAUGCCUAAGAUCUCUAAAAGGAUGUGCAUUUCUACACAUGUAAAAUCCUGUCUGUAUUAUUGAAUCUAUGUAAAAUCAAAGUGUAAGCUGUUGCAAAUUGGCAGCAAUGAAUAAAACUGGUGACUAAGCAUGAGUGGAGCACAUAUUUGUUGGAGGCAGUGAAGAUUCAAAACUAAAUUUGUUAAGAUAAAGAAAGAGACGGUGAAGGUCAGAAUGUCCACUGUGGCCCUCACACUUGCAGCACUGUUUGCUCCCUAUCACAGGACAUGUUAAGAGUAAACAAAUGACUCUGACUUCUUAUGAUUCAACAGCUGGACUUGUUGUCUGGACUCAAGCACAGAUCUGUUUCUUUAGUUUUCCCUUGAGCAGUAAACAAGGCAAACAAUGCCAACUAUGUUCCUAGCUCAACAAUAACCUUGACCUAAUCAAUACUGUUUUGUUGUGAUGUUACUCAACUGUUUGAACCUGCCACUGAACCUCAGAUGUUUUUUCCCGCAAGAAAAAGUCCACCUUAAGAAAUGAAGUUAGAACUUGAGCAUGGGGAUCUGUGGUGAAUAGUCAGUCAGAAGAGAAACCACCAGACCCUGUAAGAGAAAAAGGAUGUCAUGAUUAGAAGAGAGAGAGUAAAAGCUGACUAUGGGUCUAAAUUAACCUACUUAUGUAUAAAAUUAUAUGGUAAAUAAUGCUGAGUUUUUUUCAAGGCUACUCACCAUGAUGGUCCAUUUCCUGUUCUCUGCCUGAAGAAAGACAAGUGAACGAGGAGAGUAGAAUACCUCGUCAUCCACCUCCUCCAUUUUCCGUGGAAGACAGUGCAGGAAGGUCCAGUCUGGUUUGGCUACACGUGCUGUCUGUAGAUGAGUGAGAAAGUCAGGAUGGAGUAUUGCAAGAAUAAUGGCUAGUCAGAUAUACAUAUAUGUUAAAUACAUUAUAGUUUCUUUUUGUUUGCAGUGCUAGUCCAUUUCUCUUUUGUUUUCCAGAAGCUGUUUAUGUUAAUACUUUGAAUCAAUUCAAAACUGGAAUCAAACAUCUCCUAUGCUCGCACAUAUUUGGCUGACAAAUGACUGAUUUGGAUCAGUUCAGAGGUAGUUUCUCCAAAAUAAAACUGUCCAUAAUGUGUGUUUAUAUAUAUGACAUAAAGACAUGUUUUGUGAAUGAAAAUCACAUCACCUCAUUUUCUCAUUUUUCAGAAAACUAUGCUACCAAUACAUUUAUGAUUUGUGCGAUACGUUUUUUUAAUAUGCAUGCUAACUUUAAAUUCUGAAAUCUAUUUAGCUGUUUCUCCAUUAAAAAGGAUGCAAUUGGUUUAGUUAUUAUAAACUUUUGUAUCACUUUCUCAAGCAGUAGCCUAUUAAAUACAAAACAUAAGUUUGCUCUGAAUUAAAGUUAAAUAUUGGAACAACGACUCUGACAAGUUCAGUGUCUUUUACAUAGCAGAAAAUGCCUUCCAUCUCUAAAAGCUACUGAUAUGUAAUGAUUGACUCCUCUUUCUUUCUGAGCCAAAGAGAAAGUGUUCAAGUCAAAAUGUGCGUCUUUAUAUUUGUAAAACUCCCCACAUCUUACCUGCAUAGUAAUUUGGUAACCUUUAAAGUCAUUAAGCCUCUUUUUUUUCUCCUUCUCCCGCCACAUGCCGACCCAGAGGUCAGUGACCAAAACAUUGCUGCCAUGGGCAGCCUCCAUGGGGUCAUUGGUCAGAACAAGCUGGGUCCCGUGCUGAGACAAAAUACAAUUUUAUGAAUUAAUGAGAAGUCUUUUGACAAGAGGUUUGUUUAAAGCUAGGACACAUGAACAAUAAUUAACCUCUUUGGAGAGUCUUUGCGCCUCUUCAAUUACACUUUUCUCUGGUUCAUAUCCCUACAAAUUAAAGUAAAAAUGUAGAUCAGUUGCUGAAUAUUCAUAUAUUUUAUAAAAAGAAAACAAUAUAUUUUUAGUUCCCCAGGAUAUUCUUUGGAAAGGAUCAACUCUAGCAAUGAUAAGACAGUUACAGUGGAUGUGCCCACAUAAAAAGAAGCAAACCUUUGGUGUAGCAAUCUUCAGAUGUAUUCCUAGUUUGGCUGCUGACAUCAUGAAGGAGUGGAGGACAUUGUUCCCAUCUCCAAUCCAGCUGACUGUUAGUCCACUCAGGGAGCCAUAAUGUUCCUGGGAGGAAAUAUUUGAAAAACACGCAGACUUUAUCAUCUCUAUUAUUUAAACAGCAGGAUGCCAGGAAGCUGCUACAUUACCUGCAAAGUGAGGUAGUCAGCUAGGAUCUGGAUUGGGUGGCUGAGGUCAGACAGGCCAUUAAUGAUGGGGAUGGAGGCCUCCUUAUCCAGUUCUUCCAGUGUGGAGUGGCUAUCCACUCGUGCUAAGACAAUAUCACACAGCCCUGAGAGAACCCUGUGGCGGGGGUUAGAGAUUACACAGGGGUGCAUGUAAAAUUGGUUCAUGUGGUAAUGUGUUCUAAUCUUUCCUUUCAGUUAUUAAAAGCAGCAGAGGACCAAAGCAAUAUUAUACAAGUGAAGCAGCGCUGCCUUAAAAAACAAAACCAUUAUGAAUUUCAUACCUAGCUGUGUCUGUGCUACUCUCGUUCACUCCAAGGUGGAUGUCCUGAGAUGUGAGGAAACAGGGGUGCCCGCCAAGCAAAGCAAAACCUGGAGUAAAAACACUGAAUCAUCCUCAAAUAGAAACUGUCUUUUAAGCCCACACCAAGUUCAGCAUAGGAGUGGGGAAUGGAUGUAGUUUAGGUGCAAACAGCAUUGUUCCCGUGGUGCUUUCAAAGUCCCCUUUCAGCAGUUCUUUUGUGUCAAAAACAAGGGGUGGCAUUUACACUGCUAAAGCUACUCAUGGAUCAAAACAGCCAGGCUAAAUUUAUGAGAUACUAGAACCCUAUCACAUUCAUUCUAUCAAUGUGUAUCUAAUGGGUUUAUCUAACAACUGCAUGGUGACUGCAUUGUGCCACUUUAAUGUUUUUACAUAUGAGUUUCAAUACAGCACAUGUCAUAAACCAUUUGAAGAUAUAUGAAUACAUAAGGGACACCUGUUUCUGUAGACAUUCUUGUUCUGGUGCUCCUCUUCUCAAAUAUCAUGGCAAUGGACUUCCCUUGGAGAAGAGGAAGACACUAAAAUGGAAAAGAAAGUUAGCUUCAGACACUGAAGAUUGACCUUGACAGUUAAAACUGAGAACAUUUGCAAAUGCACACUGCAGUCAACAGAUGUUAGCAAACACCAGCUACCUGUUUUUCAUGUUUGAUCCGAUGUUUGAGGUCUCCUGAGACCCACAGCAGCCUCUUGAUUUCAUCUGGGCUGAAAUCUUUCAAAGUUAGGAAGCUUCGACCCUUCAAACUGACGGAACUAAGAGACGCAGCUGCAGUUCUGUGGAAGUUAAAAAUGAGGAAGUUAUGCUGCAUGCAUGGUUGUUGUGUCAGCAGUUUACAUAGAAGUUUACAUAUUAACAAAAAGUUAUCCGGUGUGUCUUACCUAAACCCUCGUGGACAGCUGGUGUGAAACGUUUUCAUCCAUUUGAAAACCGUGCUGUUUAAAGACAGUAUCUUGGUAGACAUGGUGACUUGAAUUGAAAAUACCGUGGAAGAGUAAUUUCCUAAGGAGAUUUCAUCAGAUUGAAACCAGUUUUCAUCCAAUCCCUACCCCUACAACAUGCAGCAGCAGGUUAGAGCGACGGGCAGGGCUGUUACGUCUGACGUCACCAAAGACCACGGAAGCGAGUCCUGGAAACAUCCUACCAAGUGUCCACUUUUCAUGUAUUUGCCUAAAAGUUCAAGAUAUAAAGCUAUUUUACUAUGAGUUUACUUUGAUUAUGUAACAAAAAUAUUAACUGAAUUGACAUAUUCCUUCACUUUUAGAGUUUGAGUGAGAAAUAAACUCUCUGAAACAGUCUGCGGGCCAAGCUCUUGUUGUCAUAACAUAUUUCAAAGAUGAAGUAGACAAACCAAGAGGAUUCCCUCCUGGAAUUUUUUUUUCUUGGAAAACUGGUAAUGAUGAUAAUAAAAUAACACUAAUAAUAAAAAUAACACUUAUAAUUGAAAACAAUAAGAAUAAUACUGAUACUACUACUAAUAAUAAUAUUAAAAAUAUAUAUAAUAUAAUAUAAAGUAAUAAUAAUAUGAUAUAACAUUAUUAUAAUAAUAUUAUCAUUGUUAUCAUUAUAAUAUAUAUUUUUAUUAUUGAAUUUGUUAUUACUAUUAUUAUUAUUGUUGUUAUUAUUUGUAUUCAUAUAAAUAAUGAUAAUAACAAUAACAAUAAAAAUAAUAAUUUUAUAAUAUAAUAUAUAGUAAUAAUAAUAAUAUUAUUUAAAAGUAUCUAAUAUAAUCAUUAUUAUCAUUAUUACAUUUAUUUUUAAUUUAAUUUUAUUAUUAUUAUUAAUAUUAUCUUUUUAUUUUUUAUUUUUUGGCAUGAUAAGAAAAAGACGAUUUUACUUUUCUCUUACUUUGCAUGUAUAAAGUUUGGUUCAUGAUACGGAGUAUUUUGAGAACGGUCACUUUUGCUAACAUGAGAAAACCCAUAGACUGUUUAUACUAUAUAAUUUUUAUACAGUCUAUGAGAAAAAACUGUUGAGUGUUUGUCCUGGCCACGCCUUCCUCUGACGUUUCCUUUGUCCACCUGUCAGUCAGUGCUGAGCUCUACGGGGAGCGAGAGGAGGAGGAGAGAGGGGAGCUGCGUUGGAGAUGACAGGACAGAGAGAUGAGGACAUACCCGGUGAGAGUACUUUCUAAACAGGACAUGAAGUAGUGUAGUCUACUCAUUUGUAUAGUGGGCAUACUUACUUGCCUAUUCGAUAAACCUUUUUCCACAGACUGUGUGAGGGUGUUUGGAGCACCUGUAGCUAUUUCUGUCAAGCAGCUACUUAACUCGCUUGAGAUUUGACAGCAGGUUGGGUCAGGAUUUAGCCGGUGUUAAAUCAGAGAAGUUGAUAAGUUAGUGCUACUCUGAAGUCCUGCUACUCCUGCUAAAAUUGAGAAAUGUAUUUGUCAACAGAAACAGGGGCCAUCUUCACAUUUGGAAAGAGCGGUUUCGCUGAUAAUGUGCCUUGUAAAUUCUGGGUGAGAAAUGACCAGCCAGGACAAGUAUCCUGCGGAGGAGAGCACACUGCUGUCAUCACAGGUUCAGACAGUAUAUAUGCACAUUGACAUAAUAAAGAAUCACUCAUUUUGAACCCAUGUCCAAGAACUUCUCUAAUGUUUAAUCACACACUUUGACCUCUAAUAGUUUCCAAUGUCUGCAGAAAAUGGCAGGCUGCUAGUGUUUGGUGAUAACACUUGGGGCCAACUUGGGCUAGGAUUGAAGCCUGCUGCAAGAAAACCUGCCUCAGUGAAAGGUAAUCUUCAUUACACUAGGGCUGCAAAUUUUCAUUGUUUUAUUUCACCUACUCUUGUUUCUUAAUUAUCCCAUUAAAUCCCUUAAUCAAGGCUAAAACGAGAUUAAAGUCAUUUCAUGACGCUAUCUCCCGGUGCCAAAGGCUGACAAUCCUUUAAAAUGAGCAUUUGCCAUGGAUAUUAUUUCCUACUUCUAUUGGCUAGAAUAGAUAAUAACGCUUCCCUAAUAUACGAUAAUGCUGAACAUUCUGCCUUGAGUUUUUGGGUGGGUGAGAGUCACAGAGGCGCAAACUGGCAGCCAUGUUUCCGUCAGUCUGCCACAGGUAGGUCAGCUGUGACUACUACGGCAGUUUACCACCACCAAGGUGUGACUGUAUGAGCAAAUGAAUGAUGUAUGUAAGAAUUCUUUAAAGCCCUUUACAGCGAUAAACUUUGAUAAAAAAUCUUCACUGUGAGUACCACAACUAGCAGUAACGCUAGCUGAAACAACUCCCGUUAGUUAGCUGAGGUUAGCCGAAACUUUCUCCCAUUGUCCCCGUAAACACACCAAACUAAACUAACCCACUUUACCUGCUUCGCUGCGCUGCUCUGACUCCAUAUUUUCUCCGUUCACGAAGCAAACCGCCCAUCUUUGGCGUUUGUUUCCACAUUAAAACAGCGAUAGUUUUCUCGGCCCUGAAAAAGUCCACCAAGUUUCUCCCAGUUGUAACGCUCGGUAACGUUUGUCCCCCCUCAGCCCGAACACAUACAGCCAGCUGCGGCUGCAAUGGCGUCCUCCUCCCACCUCAGCUCCCUUUCCUCUUCUCAGACUCCCUCAGUCAGUGUGUGGGUGGUCGCACUGGGAGAACCAUGGCUGUGUUUUCAUUUCGCCAUUACAGCAGCUGACAUCUCUAGCCUGUUUGUAAACGCGUCUGUUGAGCUGCUUUUUCAUAUGGGUUGAAACUAUGAGAACAGUUUCUCUGUUUUUCGGUUUCAGCUGCAAAUGUGUUGUUACACCAGGCUGUUGUAUUUAUGUUAAUAACACUCUAUCAAUAAACUCAUGUUUCUUUAAAAGCAGCGGGUCUGUAUUUAUGAAUGAAUUACCGCGUAGCGUUGCGUUUAACCGGCUGGACCACCCACAGAGAUCAAAGCUUCCCACACAUACACUCCAUCCUCCGCUGUCCAAUCAGAAAACAGGAACAAUACCAACUCCAUCCAGGAGGGGGCAGCAGUGGUCAAAGACGAGUGUAAUGUCCCUGCUAUAUAAAGCUCUUGUUGCGGCUGUGUAACAAGCUGCUUGUACUCCAGUAGUGCGUCCAAGUAUAAGAUAACUUAACUCACAAUACACUUACUGCCUAAAUCAACUGCAGCACCAAGUUCAGAGGAAAGAAGUCUAAAUUCCUUCUUGUAACGUGAAAGUUGUCACUAUUCAGAAUAAGGUCAUAAAAGGAAAGCAAACGGGCUUUUGACAGACCUAAUAUUGAAUAUUUCCACACGGCCUCAUUGAUAUGGAAGUAAAUCCGUGCCAUCUGAUUUUAAAUUUUAAUUUCUAAAGCUGAAUAUUUUUUUUUUUUUGCAUCAAAACAGACUUUGAAUUUCGAAACUAUUGAAUUUCAAGCGUGCAUUUUUAUUUCUGACACUUUUUUUUUUCACAAUGAUGAAAUAAAUUCAGUGUAAAAAAAUCUGUUUCUGACCAAUCACAAUUAAUAACAGCACAUUUAUUCAUCAGAAGUGAUACAAAGCUCUCAUGUAACUGGCAUCGAUAAUGCUGCAUAGAGGGUAAAUUUACAUCAAGUUUUUACUGUUUUUGGUCAAUAUUAUGUUGCUUUGACUGAGUUUAAAAUUUGAAUGUAGGAUUUUUACUUUCAAUGAGGUACUUGUAUAACAAUGACCAUAACUUAUAAACCAAAAGAAAACAUGUUAGUAACAUCUUGUUCCUUAACAUUGCUUUUAGCAGCCCUAAGGAACUUUCAAAGUACUUUGAUAUAAGUGAGCUUUUGUUUUGUGAACCUGCAAAAGGAGAUGGAUAUAAUGUUAUUAAAACAAGGCCCCUGCUGUAAUCAAACCAGAAGUUUGUGUUAACUAAGGUAAAACAUGACAAUAUGAAGCUACAGUGACCUGUGUAACAUGAAAUGGUAACAUGAAAUAUACCCUAUUCAUACAUAUAGGGCACCAAACUUUGAAAAGCAGUUUAGAGUAUUCCACUGUUUAUUGAACAGUACUAAUUUACUAAUGUGAAACAGUUAGUUUGAAUUUGAAGAUCAUGAUAUCUGAAAUGUUUUUAACAUACUGUCAGAAAAAUUGUGUGACGGUCCAUCUACACAUGUAAAAUCCUGUCUGUAUUAUUGAAUCUAUGUAAAAUCAAAGUGGAAGCUGUUGCAAAUUGGCAGCAAUGAAUACAACUAGUGACUAAGCAUGAGUGGAGCACAUAUUUGUUGGAGGCAGUGAAGAUUCAAAACUACAUUUGUUAAGAUAAAGAAAGAGACGGUGAAGGUCAGAAUGUCCACUGUGGCCCUCACACUUGCAGCACUGUUUGCUCCCUAUCACAGGACAUGUUAAAAGUAAACAAAUGACUCUGACUUCUUAUGAUUCAACAGCUGGACUUGUUGUCUGGACUCAAGCACAGAUCUGUUUCUUUAGUUUUCCCUUGAGCAGUAAACAAGGCAAACAAUGCCAACUAUGUUCCUAGCUCAACAAUAACCUUGACCUAAUCAAUACUGUUUUGUUGUGAUGUUACUCAACUGUUUGAACCUGCCACUGAACCUCAGAUGUUUUUUCACACAAGUGAAAGUCCACCUUAAGAAAUGAAGUUAGAACUUGAGCAUGGGGAUCUGUGGUGAAUAGUCAGUCAGAAGAGAAACCACCAGACCCUGUAAGAGAAAAAGGAUGUCAUGAUUAGAAGAGAGAGAGUAAAAGCUGACUAUGGGUCUAAAUUAACCUACUUAUGUAUAAAAUUAUAUGGUAAAUAAUGGUGAGUUUUUCUCAAGGCUACUCACCAUGAUGGUCCAUUUCCUGUUCUCUGCCUCAGGAAAGACAAGUGAACGAGGAGAGUAGAAUACCUCGUCAUCCACCUCCUCCAUUUUCCGUGGAAGACAGUGUAGGAAGGUCCAGUCUGGUUUGGCUACACGUGCUGUCUGUAGAUGAGUGAGAAAGUCAGGAUGGAGUAUUGCAAGAAUAAUGGCUAGUCAGAUAUACAUAUAUGUUAAAUACAUUAUAGUUUCUUUUUUGUUUGCAGUGCUAGUCCAUUUCUCUUUUGUUUUCCAGAAGCUGUUUUAUGUUAAUACCUUGAAUCAAUUCAAAACUGGAAUCAAACAUCUCCUAUGCUCACACAUAUUUGGCUGACAAAUGACUGAUUUGGAUCAGUUCAGAGGUAGUUUCUCCAAAAUAAAACUGUCCAUAAUGUGUGUUUAUAUAUAUGACAUAAAGACGUGUUUUGUUAAUGAAAAUCACAUCACCUCACUUUCUCAUUUUUCAGAAAACUAUGCUACCAAUACAUUUAUGAUUUGUGCAAUACGUUUUUUUAAUAUGCAUGCUAACUUUAAAUUCUGAAAUCUAUUUAGCUGUUUCUCCAUUAAAAAGGAUGUAAUUGGUUUAGUUAUUAUAAACUUUUGUAUCACUUUCUCAAGCAGUAGCCUAUUAAAUACAAAACAUAAGUUUGCUCUGAAUUAAUGUUAAAUAUUGGAACAACGACUCUGACAAGUUCAGUGUCUUUUACAUAGCAGAAAACGCCUUCCAUCUCUAAAAGCUACUGAUAUGUAACGAUUGACUCCUCUUUCUUUCUGAGCCAAAGAGAAAGUGUUUAAGUCAAAAUGUGUUUCUUUAUAUUUGUAAAACUCCCCACAUCUUACCUGCAUAGUAAUUUGGUAACCUUUAAAGUCAUUAAGCCUCUUUUUUUUCUCCUCCUCCUGCCCCAUGCUGACCCAGGUGUCAGUGACCAAAACAUUGCUGCCAUGGGCAGCCUCCAUGGGGUCACUGGUCAGAACCAGCUGGGUCCCAUGCUGAGACAAAAUACAAUUUUAUGAAUUAAUGAGAAGUCUUUUGACAAGAGGUUUGUUUAAAGCUAGGACACAUGAACAAUAAUUCACCUCAUUGGAGAGUCUUUGUGCCUCUUCAAUUACACUUUUCUCUGGUUCAUAUCCCUGCAAAUUAAGGUAAAAAUGUAGAUCAGUUGCUGAAUAUUCAUAUAUUUUAUAAAAAGAAAACAAUAUAUUUGUAGUCCCCCAGGAUAUUCUUUGGAAAGGAUCAACUCUAGCAAUGAUAAGACAGUUACAGUGGAUGUUCCCACAUAAAAAGAAGCAAACCUUUGGUGUAGCAAUCUUCAGAUGUAUUCCUAGUUUGGCUGCUGACAUCAUGAAGGAGUGGAGGACAUUGUUCCCAUCUCCAAUCCAGCUGACUGUUAGUCCACUCAGGGAGCCAUAAUGUUCCUGGGAGGAAAUAUUUGAAAAACACGCUGACUUUAUCAUCUCAAUUAUUUAAACAGCAGGAUGCCAGGAAGCUGCUACAUUACCUGCAAAGUGAGGUAGUCAGCUAGGAUCUGGAUUGGGUGGUAGAGGUCAGACAGGCCAUUAAUGAUGGGGAUGGAGGCCUCCUUAUCCAGUUCUUCCAGUGUGGAGUGGCUAUACACUCGUGCUAAGACAAUAUCACACAGCCCUGAGAGAACCCUGUGGCGGGGGGUUAGAGAUUACACAGGGGUGCAUGUAAUAUUGGUUCAUGUGGUGACCUACAAAAUCUAAUCUUUCCUUUCAGUUAUUAAAAGCAGCAGAGGACCAAAGCAAUAUUAUACAAGUGAAGCAGCGCUGCCUUAAAAAACACCAUGCUGAUUAAGAUUUUUUUGAGAUUAACAGACAAAUAAGGAGCGGAGAUAUGUAACCCACAUGGUAAAGAACAAAACCAUAAUGAAUUUCAUACCUAGCUGUGUCUGUGCUACUCUCGUUCACUCCAAGGUGGAUGUCCUGAGAUGUGAGGAAACAAGGGUGCCCGCCAAGCAAAGCAAAACCUGGAGUAAAAACACUGAAUCAUCCUCAAAUAGAAACUGUCUUUUAAGCCCACACCAAGUUCAGCAUAGGAGUGGGGAAUGGAUGUAGUUUAGGUGCAAACAGCAUUGUUCCCGUGGUGCUUUCAAAGUCCCCUUUCAGCAGUUCUUUUGUGUCAAAAACAAGGGGUGGCAUUUACACUGCUAAAGCUACUAAUGGAUCAAAACAGCCAGACUAAGUUUGUAAGAUAUCAAAACCCCAUUACAUUAAUUCUAUCAAUGUGUAUCUAAUGCGUUAAUCUAACAAUUGCAUGGUGACUGAAUUGUGCCACUCUAAUGUUUUUACAUGUAAGUUUCAAUACAGCACAUGUCAUAAACCAUUUGAAGAUAUAUGAAUACAUAAGGGACACCUGUUUCUGUAGACAUUCUUGUUCUGGUGCUCCUCUUCUCAAAUAUCAUGGCAAUGGACUUCCCUUGGAGAAGAGGAAGAUACUAAAAUGGAGAAGAAAGUUAGCUUCAGACACUGAAGAUUGACCUUGACAGUUAAAACUGAGAACAUUUGCAAAUGCAUACUGCAGUCAACAGAAGUUAGCAAACACCAGCUACCUGUUUUUCAUGUUUGAUCCGAUGUUUGAGGUCUCCUGAGACCCACAGCAGCCUCUUGAUUUCAUCUGGGCUGAAAUCUUUCAAAGUUAGGAAGCUUCGACCCUUCAAACUGACGGAACUAAGAGACGCAACUGCAGUUCUGUGGAAGUUCAAAAUGAGGCAAUUAUGCUGCAUGCAUGGUUGUUGUAUCAGCAGUUUACAUAUUAACAAAAAGUUAUCCGGCGUGUCUUACCUAAACCCUCGUGGACAGCUGGUGUGAAACGUUUUCAUACAUUUGAAAACCGUGCUGUUUAAAGACAGUAUCUUGGUAGACAUGGUGACUUGAAUUGAAAAUACCGUGGAAGAGUAAUUUCCUAAGGAGAUUUCAUCAGAUUGAAACCAACUUUCAUUCAAUCCCUACCCCUACAACAUGCAGCAGCACGUCAGAGCGACGGGCAGGGCUGUUACGUCUGACGUCACCAAAGACCACGGAAGCGAGUCCUGGCAACAUCCUCCCAAGUGUCCACUUUUCAUGUAUUUGCCUAAAAGUUCAAGAUAUAAAGCUACUUUACUAUGAGUUUACUUUUAAUAUGUUACGAGAAUAUUAACUGGAUUAACAUAUUCCUUCACUUUUGGUGUACGAAUAAACAAUGAACUCUCUUAAACGGUCUGCGGGCUACGCUCUUGUUGUCAUAACAUAUUUCAAAGAUGAAGUAGAAAAACCGAGAGGAUUCCGUCUGUGACUCUUUUUUCUGAGAAGACUGGUAGCUUUGUGAACGAUACUGAAUGAAAGAAAAAUAUAUUAAUAACGAUGAUAUUAUUAUAAUUAUUAUUAUUAUUAUUAUUAUUAUUAUUAUUAUUAUUAUUAUUAUUAUUAACAAUAAUAAUAAUAAUGAUAAAAGAAAUAAUAAUACUGAUACUACUACAACUGCUACUACAAUAAUGAAAAUAAUGUUAUAAAAUAUUAUUAUGAUAUUUCUAUCAUUAUUAUAUUUAUUUAUGUUCAUUAUUGAAUUUAUUAUUAUUAUUAUUAUUAUCAUUAGUGUUAUUACUCGUAUUUAUAUUAAUAAUGAUAAUAAUAAUAACAAUAAUAAUUUCAUAAUAUAAUAUAAUAUAAUAAUAAUAUUACAUAAUAGACUCAUAAUAAUAUAAACAUCAUUUAAUCAUUAUAAUCAUUAUAUAUAUUUUUAAAUUAUUAUUAUUAUUAUUAUUAUUAUUAUUAUUAUAAUAAUUAUAGAAGAAGAGGACAAAGUAACAAUUGUUUAAAAGUCCAAAGGUUCGUCUUUCCUGUUCUCAAAAAUAAAUUUAGCAUUAUUUUCACUGAAACGGAAGAAAACAUUCCCAGUGAAACCAAGAAGGUUUUUGGCAUGAUAAUAUAUUUAUCAUGCCAUCUGUAUUUGCAUGUAUAAAGUUUGGAGUAUUUUGAUGAGAACAGUCACUUUUGCUAACAUGAGAAAAACAGUUGAAAAAACUUUGAAUUGCAUUUCCUUAUGUACGAAAAGUGCCAUAUAAAUAAAGCUGAAUUGAAUUGAAUUGAAUUGAAUUGAAUUGAAUUGAAUUGAGUGUUUGUCCUGGCCACGCCUCCCUCUGACGUUUCCUUUGUCCACCUGUCAGUCAACGCUGAGCUCUACGGGGAGCGAGAGGAGGAGGAGAGAGGGGAGCUGCGUUGGAGAUGACAGGACAGAGAGAUGAGGACAUACCCGGUGAGAGUACUUUCAAAACAGGCCAUGAAGUACUGUAGUCCACUCAUUUGUAUAGUGGGCAUACUUACCUUCCUAUUAGAUAAACCUUUUUCCACAGACUGUGUGAGGUUGUUUGGAGCACCUGUAGCUAUUUCUGUCAAGAAGCUACUUAACUCGCUUGAGAUUUGACAGCAGGUUGGGUCAGGAUUUAGCCGGUGUUAAAUCAGAGAAGUUGAUAAGUUAGUGCUACUCCGAAGUCCUGCUACUCCUGCUAAAAUUGAGAAAUGUAUUUGUCAACAGAAACAGGGGCCAUCUUCACAUUUGGAAAGAGCGGUUUCGCUGAUAAUGUGCCUUGUAAAUUCUGGGUGAGAAAUGACCAGCCAGGACAAGUGUCCUGCGGAGGAGAGCACACUGCUGUCAUCACAGGUUCAGACAGUAUAUAUGCACAUUGACAUAAUAAAGAAUCACUCAUUUUGAACCCAUGUCCAAGAACUUCUCUAAUGUUAAAUCACACUUUGACCUCUAAUAGUUUUCAAUGUCUGCAGAAAAUGGCAGGCUGCUAGUGUUUGGUGAUAACACUUGGGGCCAACUUGGGCUAGGAUUGAAGCCUGCUGCAAGAAAACCUGCCUCAGUGAAAGGUAAUCUUCAUUACACGAGGGCUGCAAAUUUUCAUUGUUUUAAUAUUUCACGCACUCUUGUUUCUUAAUUAUCCCAUUAAAUCCCUUAAUCAAGACUAAAACGAGAUUAAAGUCAUUUCAUGAUGCUAUCUUCUUGUGCCAAAGGCUGACAAUCCUUUAAAAUGAGCAUUUGCCAUGGAUAUUAUUUCCUACUUCUAUUAGCUAGAUAAUAACGCUUCCCUAAUAUACUAUAAUGCUGAACAUUCUGCCUUGUGACUCGUGCUGUAAUUCCUGAAAUGUUGUAACCCUCUUCGUCUGUGUUGAAAAAAGCAUCUCCUGCUGGUAAAAGUAAUUAAACCCAAUUUUUGACAUGAAUAACAAUGAUUGGCUUAGUUGUGUUCACAGAUGGACUAGGCUUAUAUGGCUAAAUUUAUGGUAUUUGUUCAGAUUUUUAUACUGUAAACAUUUGUUAUUCAUUGAAUUCAGUUACAGGUUGGAUAGAAAUGAUUUAAAGUACUUUUGUGUCUGUUUUUGUUGAUGUAGUGAAUUUUUUUUCUUUUCAGCCUUAAAGCCUGAGAAGGUGAAGCUUGUUGCUUGUGGGAGAGACCACACAAUUGUCUACACAGGUGCAAUUCUGCUUAAAUAAUUGAAUACGACAGAGAUUAUCUUGAGAGUAGUCUUGAGCAGAAGAGUAUGGCCCACCAUCAUUGUUUUUUUUUUGUAUUCUGUAUUUGUGUUGUCGUGUAUACUUUCAGAGCAGGGUAGUCUCUAUGGUGCCGGCAGCAACGAAGAGGGGCAGCUGGGUUUGGGCCACUGCAACAACAUUGCGUCCUUUCACCUGCUGAGUCCCCUCUGUGACCAUGCGCCAAUCAAAAUGCUCUCUGCAGGAUGCAACACCUCAGCUGCCUUAACAGGUUCAAACAGUGGCGAGCUACAACAUAUCAUUUUUUUCUGCUUGUAGAGAUGCUCAAUGCUCGAGCUCUAACGUUUCCUCCUUCUGUUUGUGUGUUGGUAGAGGAUGGCAGGUUGUUCAUGUGGGGAGACAACUCUGUGGGUCAGAUUGGUUUAGGGAAUGAGGGAUUUGCUUCAGAGCCCAGAGAGGUGGAUGUUGGCGAGGCGGUGAUGUGGGUCUCUUGUGGGUACCACCACUCAGCAUUUGUCACAGGUACUCCUCAGAACCUCAGUUAAAUUCAAUAUCAUCUAUCUUGCUGACAGUGUUGUGUUGGCUUCAUUUUAGUGGAUGGAGAUCUCUACACAUUUGGUGAGUGUGAACAUGGGAGGCUUGGUCUCCAAGAGGAGCAGCUAGUCAAUCACAGAGUCCCCCAGAGGGUGCAAGGGAUUCUGGGUCGUGUCAUUCAGGUAUGCUGUGGAGGGGAGCACACUGUGGCACUCACAGGUAAGCUUAAAAAGGAAAAUGGUGUGCUUGAAACCAUUGCACUUUAUUUAAAUAUCUGCUUAUGGUUAGCUAGCUUCUAGCUGUGAGUGCACUAAAAUAAAACAACCUAAGGUUUAUUUGAAAGUAUAAAGACCUCAGAGCUGUUUUUUUUAGUAAAAUACCUGAGAAACUGUAGUGUGCAACUGCAGCUAACCAAAGAUGUAUUAAUUUAUGUGUGUAUUUUUGUGUUAGAGGAGAGUGUGUACACUUUUGGGAGAGGACAGUAUGGUCAGCUGGGCCAGGGGACAUUUCUGUUUCAAGCUGAUUUGCCAAAAACACUGGAGCACUUUUUUAAUGUGAGCAUCAAACUCAUAUCCUGCGGGGAGAAUCACACAGCUGUGAUCACAAGUAAGUUCUGUGUAGUCAGUUUUAUAGUUAUCUUUUUAUUAUUUUUGGAUAUCUGUCUUAAUAUUUACAUCAAGGAUUCUUUUAGAUUAUGUGAAAUGUUUUAUUUGAAGGCUGCUGAAUUCACUCAUCUCUAUGUGAUGUACUGACACUAACCCCUUUAAGCUGAUCACCUAGCUUUGAGCUGCUGUGUAGAAGAAGUCAAUGUUGCAUCUUCUGAGCUUUUCCCUCCUUCACAGGUGACGGGCUUCUCUACACAUUUGGGGAUGGUCGUCAUGGAAAACUAGGGUUAGGGGAGGAGAACUUUGUCAACCGGUUUAGCCCGACACUCUGCACACGAUUUCUUCAGUACAAUGUUCAGCUAGUAAGUUACUGCGAUAAAAGGGUGAAUGUAGCUUAACAUAUGUGCUCAUGUGCCUAUGAGCACACAAACUUUUCAGUCCAGCGCAGCAUUGAAGUAGUGUAUUCUGUUCAGCUCAGAGAGUGAAAUUAACAGAAAUUUAAAAGAAGAAGUUGUUUUUGUUGUGGUUUCGUUUGUGCAGGUGUCCUGUGGUGGUGACCACAUGUUGGUACUGGCUGCACCCAGAUCACCAGAGAGCCAUGGGGAUGUGCCAGAGGAGGAUGCCACGACUACAGAGGACUUUUCAGAGUCUAGAUACACAGAACUUCUCCUUCUGGACACUUUGGUCGGUCCUGAUACUCUAGUCCCACUCCCGGUGCUCUCUGCUCGAGCCCGUCACAGAGAAAAGGUGAGGACCUGCACACAUUGUGGAGACAUAACCGGGUUCUGUAGACUUUUAAAGAGAUACUUGAUUUCAACAAAUAACCAGGUUAAAACAUGCUAAAUGUAAAUAAUCAGACAUUCAUUUGAUGAUCUUUUAUUUCAUACUGCUUUUUCAGGUUGCAGUUUCCAUUUACUGAAUGACAUGUAUGGUUGGAAAUUAUUGAUAUAUACUGAGUGUUAAACAGCAUAAUUGUGAAAGAAAAAUUCAGUUUCUUAAAGUUUAUAAGGAGGGCUCUGAAGACAGUUCAGAGAAGACAGUAAAGAAAGAUAGUUAACUGUAACUGCCCCUCAUCUCCGCCAGGGGGCAGUGUUGCAUCAUGUUGUAGUUCUGCUGUAGUGGCCCUGAGUUAGUGGCUGGGGGAGCUCUAUAGAUGCGAUUCAAACCUUUGCCUCAGUCAUGGUUUUUUUUCUGUUUUCCCUCUCUUGUAUUUCAGAAGAGCUCUGUGGAGAUGUUUGGGGAAAUGUUUCGAAACCUCCCACGUCUAAACUCUGACUUCCUCAGCACUUCCUGGCAAACUUCAAGAAAUAUCCCAAGCCCUAAAGCCCUUUCAAAGGACAAAACCACCCCUUCUUCAUCCCCUAAACCACAAUCAGUAGCAACACCAAGCCCGGUAUUAUCCUCUAAGCCUUCGAGCCCACAGUCUCUAUCAUCAGACACGUUAAGGGAUAAAUCCUCAAGAGCUGCUUCCUCCAUGUCUAAAUCCAAAGAAUUGCCUUCGCCAUUACUCUCACCAAAGUCUAUAACUAAACAAAACCUGUAUUGCCCAGCAACUCCUACAAAGACUACAAAGAAACCCACUAAAAAGGCCUUAAAUGAACAAUUUUCAUCACCUCUUUCAUCUAAAGCACCCAGUUUCACAUCCAGACCAUCCAGUACCUCUUAUAAAGAUGCCAGUGACGAGGAUCGUCCAGCCUCACUUCAGACUGGUAAAUCCUACACUUUAUGUAUUUACUGUAUUUUAACUCUACCUUUAAUUUAACUAUAGUUAUAGCUAACAAGAGCACAGCUGUCUAACACAGAAUCUGACUUUUGUGCCGAGGCAGAAACUGCUCAGUCUCAGACUGGCACAGGAGAUGUGGAGGAGAUCAUCCCUGAGAGAGAGAACAACUCUGACUCUUUACCCAAAAUGGUGAGAAAUUGUUUUUUUAUGACUCUUUGUGCACUGAUUUAACCCUGAUAGUGCUAAGGGACUGAAAAUAUGAUAAUUUGGGCCCAAAGUCACAAACACACGCUCAGUUAUUUUCCCCUUUUGGCUCCUUGGUUGUGGCUUAGAUUAUGAGCACUCCAAGGCAGGAAGCAGCGAUGUUUAGUGCUUGCCAGCUUUUCCAGGAAAUGUGCAUAGCUCAGCAUACAUACUUUACAGUAUGUGUGUGAGAGAGAUUUUUUUCCCUUCAUUUGUUAGAUUUAAAGGAAGUAAGAGUAUUUAAGUGUUUUACUCUCUUCUGUCUCAUUAGUGUGUUGUGCAAUGGUUUCCUCAAGAGAGACUGAGAUAUCAGUAUUUCUCCACACACACACACUCACAAACAGCACUUGAGGAGAAAUUGGCAGGAAACUGGCUACAUCUCAUCAGUGUUUCCACAGCCAGUGAUGAAGCAAACUGUGAAGGACUCCCCAGCGUUGUUGUGUGUCAUGGUGCAACAUGUGGUUCUCAGUAAGCCCUUCUGUCCUGGUUGUAAAUGUUGAGUUAGCUUGUGACUGUACAUUCUUUCAUGCACAGUAAUGGGACGAAUUUUAACAGCCUUGUAUAAAGUUAAAGUGUGAAUACCACACAAAGAAAAUACCCAGGGAUAGUCUGCAUUCAAAAGUCCAAUGGGCAAAUACUGUAUAUGUAUGUAAGGGACUAAUUAUGCCAAAAGGGUUUAUUUAAUAGUUUUCUUAGUAAACCUUUCUCAUUGAAAUUUGUUGCAGUAUUUUUAAAGCUUUUGCAGAUUCUGUUUUAUAUGUUGACCACAAAAAAUCUUUGCAAGCUUGAGGAUUGAAAUAAUUCUGUCAUUGCUUUGUACUGAAAACGCAUACAAAUUGUUGAAAUGUUAUCAAAGGUAAAACUUAAGUAAGCAAAAUAACAGGUUACUUCUGAUGACAAAAAAGUGUUAGGUAUUAAGUAAAAUGCUAUCCUCUGAAAUGUAGUUUCACAUAAAUCAUUUGUAAUUAUUGGAACUGAACUUAAAGCUCCUGUGAGAAACCUUUGGAUAGUGUCAGUUUUGGCGCCCCCCUGUGGAUGAAGAAGUCUUUGCUUAACUUAUCUUCACCAUGCCUGCGUAGUGUCUCCUGACUAAUCCUGUAGACUUUUGACCGUCAAACUUAUGAUUAAUUGUUCAUAUAAUAGACAGAAGUUUUAAAGUUGGCAUCAUUUCUUCAGCUGACACCCACCCCUUUGCAUUAAAAAUGACAGUGUACAAAUCUUCAACUUUGUUUAAGAUGUUCUUUUUUGUUUUAGUAUAUCAUGAAAAAGCUUCAGUAAGAAUUUUAGUCUGUUUUAUAAACAUAAAAAAACUCCUCAUGAAAGCUUUGAGUUAUGUAUUUCCACUGCAUUGAGUGUGUGUGUACUGACACAUGUUGUACCAAGUGUGCCUCAUAUUAUACCAGUGGGAGAUUAAAUAGGAACACAGCACAAGAGAAGUGCAUGUAAAAUAAAUCAAGCUGACACGUUGAAAACAGGUUUUAUAAUUCAAGGCAUUUCACUGUAAAAGCUUUGUUGUUGCAGGAUGGCAGCUGUGACAGGUGACUUAAACAAAGCUGUUUUCACAUCACGCCUCGCUGAGAACCAAUUAACCAUCACCUGUUCUUCAUCAGAGCAGAUGGAAAGACGAAGAUCCUUCAUUUUCUCUUAACCAUGACCAAAAAAAAUCUUUUUUCCUCCCAUCUGUGUCCACAUGUAUAUAAUUUUAUUUAUUGUGAAACAGACAGGUUGGAGUUCCAUGACUGGAAAAUAGUCUUUUAUUUAAAAGACAGUAAAGUCCAUUUUGAAAUGUGUUAUUAACUUAAAAGUCUCUUCAGUUCAGCUGUCUGAGUAUGACUGGCCAAAUGCAGUUUUUUAACACAGACAAUGUGUAAAUGUUCAAGUGUCAUCAUUCACAUUAGUCUGAUGGUGAAGUUAACUUCUUCAAUAAUCACAAGUUAUUAUAUAUAAAUAUAAAAUGAGCAUUCACCAUCAUGAAAACAUAUUACAUAAGUUUUUCCACAAUAGAUACAUUCCCUAGACUACAGACACGCUUUUGGAAAUAAAACACACGUUUGACAUCAAAUGCAUCAACUGCUUAUUUAGUUUAGUUGAUUGCAGGUUUGCUACUAGUCUAACUCCUUUUUUUUGCAACACAUUGUAACGCAUGCGCCCUUUUUCUGCCUGUUUUAUGUUUAUUUUUACAUUUAGCUAAAUGCCUGUUUUCUCUGUGAUUUAUUAUAGGGUAAGAAGAAGGGAAGAGCUCUCAGGAGAAAAACUAGAGAGGCGGAGGCGUUCAUGGAUCAGUCCAAUGGGAAGACGAGACUUAGCUCUCACAAGGCCUCACCAGCAGAGCUUUCAAGAGGCUCGAGCUCUUCAAGGAAUGACGUGUCUCCUCUGAGGAGUCCAAAAAGCCCCAAAGUUACAUCUAAAGGAAAAGAAAACAUUUCUAAGCAGUCUAAUAGGAUAAAAAAUCAUGAGGACAGACGACCUCUAAAGACACUCUCCCAACUUAAAUCCAAAAAGCAUGAGAAAAGCAAAUUAUUACAACCAAGCCAAACAUCUCCUCAAUCAGUGCAAAAGACACUGACAGAAGUGCAACAGAGACUGACAGAGGUGAGGGAAGAUGUCAAGAGAAGUAAACACACUUUGAAGAAAGAUCCUGUCAAAUCACAAAAAAAGGAAAAAAUUAAUUCACCAGCCUUCGACAGAGCGUCUCCUGCCAUCAGGAUCACUGGAGUAAAUGAAAUGACCAGCUUAUCCCUUCAAAGUGGAAGUCCAACAUCUGUAAGAAGUGCUUCAAUGGAUGAUUCAGAAAUGUCUGACGUCAAACCUGUUGAAGUGGAGUCGCAGCAGGAGACACAGCAGGUACCAUCAACUCCAACAAAAGAGUUACACAAAGUAAAAUCUGUAUCGAGGAAAGAUCAAAGUAAAACACCAUCAGUGGAAAAAGACACCACACCUGUCAACACACCCGCACGAGCUAAGACACCAAAAGGUGUGACGUCUAAACCUCUUAAGAGAAAACCACUAGGAGACAAAUCCAGGCCAGACAAAAAUCAGAGUAAAUCUGCAGAAAAUACUCAAGUGGAGAGUAAAGGCAAAAGCAAAGCUGUCUCAAACGAGUUAAAUCUUCCAAAAAACAAAGGCCAGAGAACUAAAGGCAGAGCUGCAGAUAAGGAGACGCUAUCAGAUGCUGACAUUGUGAAAGAUAAGAACAAGAAGAAGGUGAAAGACUCGAAACAAAAGGUGAAAACAAAACCAGUGGAAGUGGAGGGAGAGGAAAAUACGGGUGAAAAACAGGAUAAUGGAGACCCUAAACAUAAUAAGAGGGCCAAGCUGGGGAGUAAGCAGACUGCAGCUUCCCAUCCACUGUUAUCACAGCAGGAUGCACCUUUUGAAGUGCAGAGUAAUUCCGUUUCCUCACAAAACCCAGAGAGAAAAGAGAUGGUUUCUGCCCGCAGUGCCAAAUCCCUGCCUGGCCCUGAACCUGUUGAUAGAGAUCUGCCAAUCUCUGAAACAAACAGUGAGGAGGAAAAAUCAAGAUUGGGGGAAAUACUCAGUACAGCAGCCACUCUCCUUCCUGCUGUCGGGAUCGCAGGUGCAGCUAUGGGAGUGCUGAGCGAUGCGGUUAUGAGCAUAGACGGGUUUCAGUCUGAUAGUGAUGCUGGUACACCCUCACCAAUGACAACACCCAGUCGGAUGAAGCAGUUCACAAAGCAAAGGGCAAUAAUGCGGCCUUCCUUUUCCACCACACUGUCACAUUUUUCUUCAAUGGAAGAAAGCGCAAAGAAAGAAGUUCAGGUCAGCGUCCAUUCAGAAUCAGACAAUGCAGUGAGUGAAGAGGAAAGUAGAGAAAGGACCCGUGAUGAGUCACAACAAGAGCUGGGGGAAAGUGAGGUUUCUGAGCAGGUGGAUUCAAAACCAGAGGAAGCAAACAGCGAGAACGACCCGGAGACUUCCCAGCAGGAACACGGAGAAGAAGAUAAAUCAUACAAGCCUUCAGAGGACGAGCAGGAAAAUGAAGGAGAGGAUGGUGGAGAAGAGGAAGGAGCCAGUGGAAGCUUUGUGGAGGAAGAAGAAGAAGAAGGGGAAGAAAGUGAAAGUAAAGAUGUAGAAGCGGGUGAGGAAGAUGAGAAGGAAACUGCAGAGGAAGAUAAAGAGGAGGAAACAGGCAAAGAGGAAGAUGAAAGCGUGAUGAGAAGUGAUGUUACAGAGGAAGAAGAAGAGGAGGAGGAAGAGGAAGGCAGCAAAGAGAAAGCAAGUGAGGGAGAGAGUGACUCUGAGGGGAGUGAAGCAGCAGAGGAAGAGGAGGGGGAAGAGUCGAGUGAAGAAGAGAAUAAAGGGGAAGAAGAAGACGAAAGUGUGAGGGGUGAAGAAGAGGAGGAUGAAAGCAGUGAAGAAUCAGAAAGUGUGGCUCAGACAGAAGAAGAAAGAGAGGAGGAAGAGGAAAGUGAUGCUGCAGAUCCUGAUUCUGAGGAAGACAAUGAAGAAGAAGAAAAUGAGGGAAAUGAAGAAGAAGAAGAAGAAGAAGAAGAGGGUGAAACAGAGGGAGAAAGAGAUGAUCAAGACUCCACAGAGAGUGAGGAAGAGGAGCAAGAGUCAGGUGAUGAUGAUAAUGAUGAUGAAGAUACUAAUAGUAAGAGUGAUGAAGAUGGGGAUGAGAAGCAGGAUGAAACCAGUGUUGAAGAUGAAGAUGAAGAGAAGGAAGACAGUGAGGCUGAUGAAGAGGAGGAAGACCAAGAUGAAAAAAGCGAUGAUGAAAAUGAAGACGAGGAUGAAGAGGAAGAUGAGGAAAAGACUGCAGAUGAGGAUGAAGAAGAGGGGGAGGAAGGGGCAGCUGAGGAGGAAGAAGAAGAGGGUGAGGACGAUGAUGCAGAAGAGGAAGAAGAGGGUGAUGGAGAUGCCGGAGAGGAGGAAGGUGAAGAGGGUGAAGAUGAAGAUGCUGGAGAGGAGGAAGGUGAAGAGGGUGAAGACGAUGAUGCAGAAGAGGAGGAUGGAGAUGCCGAAGCGGAGGAAGGUGAAGAGGGUGAAGACGAAGAUGCUGGAGAGGAGGAAGGUGAAGAGGGUGAAGGGGAAGAUGCAGAGGAGGAGGAAGAGGACAAAGAAGAGGGUGAUGAAGACACUGGAGAGGAGGAAGAAGAAGAUGAAAAGGAAGAGAGUGAAAGCGAAGAGGAGGAAAAGAUGAGAAGAAAGGAGGACAAAAAGACGGUAGAAGUCAGUGAUGAUGAAGAAGAGGAGGAAGAGGAAGAAGAGGGUCAAGAGGAAGAAGAGGAGGAUGAAGAAGAAGAAGAAGAAGGAGAAGAAGGAGAAGAAGAGGAAACAAAUAUUGAAGCAAAAAAAGAGGCAAAACUCAGUAACCGGGGAGGAAAAACAAAACAGGAUCAAACAAAAGGAAAGAAAGGUAAAGAUUCUGAUGAAGAUGAGGAUGAGAGUGAAGAAGAGGUUGAUGAUGAAGAAGAUGAAGAAGAAGAAGAAGAGGAGGAGGAGGAGGAAGAGGCAGAUGAGGAAGAGGAGAAUGAGACAAAAAUUAAGCCCAAAAAGGAGACAAAAACCAAGUUAGAGAAAACAAAACAGAAACAAACUAAAGUGGAGAAAGGUCAUGUCUCUGAUGAAGAUGAAAGUGAGGAAGAGGCUGAGGAAGAAGAGGAGGAGGAAGAGGAGGAGGAAGAGAAGAAAAAAGUAAAAUCUCCAGUUGCAAGGAAGAUAGUUGAACAAAAGUUUCCUGCUGCCAUCAGAAAAGAGAAAAUACCAAAAGAAAAACCAAAACCUGCACCGAGAACGAAGCAGAAGAAAACCGAAGACCCUCAACAGUUCUGGGACGAUGUGCUUCCACAGUACCUGGACCUGCAGUGA
Molecule: messenger RNA, 25509 nt
Organism: Xyrichtys novacula (pearly razorfish)
Lineage: Eukaryota; Metazoa; Chordata; Actinopteri; Labriformes; Labridae
Source: the annotation of a GenBank genome assembly